AUGAUUAAAUCAGAAGAUAAUAAUAAUAAAUCAUUUAUUCAAUCAAGUAAUUUAAAUAUAAUUGAUGAUGAUUCAAAUAAUAAUAAUAGAAUCAAUAAUAAUAUAAAUACUAAUAAUGAAAAUAUGAUAGAUUUUUAUGGUAAUAAUUUCAAUCCACAACAAUCAAACUUUAUGUUUGAUGAAACUGAUGAAUUUUUAAGAUCAAUAUCUGGAGUUUUAAUUAAUUCAAAAAAUGAUUUAAAUGAUAUUAAUCAAAAUAAUAAUAAUAGUAAUAAUAAUGAUUAUAUGAAUAAUAAUUAUCAUAAUCCUGUUUUAUCACCAUCUUCUUUAAAUGGAGAUGAGGUUGUAUUUCCUGAAUAUUUAAAUAAUUAUUCUAAUCAAAAUCAACAAUUACCUUAUCAACAAGAUAAUCAACAAUAUCAAUUUCAACAACAAUUAGUCCCACAACAACAACAAGGACAAGGACAAGAACAAGGACAACUCUCACAACAACCAUUUCAACAACAAAAGUCAACUCCACAACAACUUCAAUAUGAUACCAAUAUAAGAUCCCAUUCUUCUUCAAUUGUUACGUAUAAUAAUGAAAAUAUAACUCCUUUAUCUAAUCAAUCACAUGAAACUUCUGAAUUUACUUCACCAGAAUCAAUUAAUAAUCAUACUGAAAAAUUACCAAUAUCUAAACAAUCAGCAAAACAAACAAAAAGAAAUAAUUCAGCUACUAAAAUUACAAAACCAAAGAAUAAUAAAGAUAAAAGUUCUCAUAAUAUGAUUGAAAAGAAAUAUAGAACUAAUAUUAAUUCAAAAAUUUUAAUUUUGAGAGAUGCAGUUCCAUCUUUAAGAAUUGCAGCUGGUUGUGAUGACGUUUCAUUAGCUGAUUUAGAAGGUAUAACACCAGCUUCAAAAUUAAAUAAAGCAAGUGUUUUAACAAAAGCAACUGAAUAUAUCAAACAUUUAGAACAAAAAAAUUCUAUAUUAAAAGAUCAAAAUGAUUAUUUACAAAAUAUUAUUCAAGAGGCUAAUUUAAGUUCACAAAUUCGAAUGCCUCAACAGCAUUCAAAUAAUCAAUCAGUAAUGAGUUCACCAGAGGAAUAUAGUUCAGUUAGAUCACGUAGUCAACAACCGAUGGUGGAUGAGAUUCAAUAUCAACAGCAACCGCAACAACCACCGCAACAGGUAUCUCCACAACAACAACAGCAGCAACAACAACAACAACAACAACAACAAUCAAAUCAACCUAAUAGAUAUUUGUUAGGUGGUAUGGCUACGGUAAUGGCAACUUCAUUAUUUGGUGGUUCAGGUGAUAAUGAUUUUAGAAGUUUAAAUGCAUUACCAUUUGCUCAUUAUUUAUUUCCAAAUGCUAUACUCCAUCCAUCUCCAAUGUUUAUACAAAUGUGGUCAUUAACUAAAUUAUUACUAGUUGUUGGUAGUUUAGUCUCAAUUUUUUACCCGAUUAUUUCGUCAUACAUGAAUUCAUUUUCAAAUGAUGGAAAUGGUGAACUAAAAGAAGCAGAAUCAACGCAAUUAUCAUCAAUUUUUUCGAUACUUGAUUAUAUAUUGAUAUCAUUUUACUUAAAAAUGCCAAACAAGUUAACUGAUCACAAAAGAUCGGAGAUUUUUAAAAGUUUAAAUGGUGAUGAUCAAACCAGUAAUAAUUUCAAAAUUUUAGUUUCAAAUUAUAUUUAUUUGAAUUCUUGUGAAAUCAAUUUCGAAAAUACCUUAUUAUCAUUAAUUACAAUCAACAUUUUUAAAUAUCAGUAUCCAAAGUUUGAACCUAUGAUAAAUCAUUUUUCUAAAUUUAAACUAAAUUUAAUUACAAAUUUGGACUAUCAUGGUACAAACAACACCUUAGUUAAAUUAAAUAAAUUGAUCAAUAAAAUUGAUGGUGUUUCAAUGUUUGAUAGUGAAAUUUUAUUCAAAAGAUUAAUCAAUUUGAACUUAGGUAAAGACAUUAAUCAAGGAUUUGAUGAAAUGAAAGAUGGUUUAAACACCAAAGUAAAUCAAAUUUUAAAUGAAUCCAAAUCGAAUUAUUACGAUUUAAUUUUAAAAUUGAGAAUAUUGGAAAUUUUAAAUAUAAUAAAUUUAACAUACUUGGAGAAUCUAACUAAUAAAAAAGAAGAUGAAAAAAAUGACAAUAAAUUUAAAAUUUUAACUGAUUUAAAAAUAUUAGAAUUAUUGAUACCCAAAAAUUCAUUAAUAUUUGAAGAAUUUCAAUUAUUAAAUACAAUUGUUAAUUUUAAUCAAUCACCUUAUUUAUUCAGUUUUUUAAAGGGUAAGUUUGAACAAAAGUUGAAGUCAAUCAACAUUGAAGAAAUUACGGAGAGUGAGGACGAAGAAGAUGAAGAAUUAUUUGAAAAUAAUGAAGACGAUUUAAAACUUCAAUUGUUCAAUAUAUUAUCACAAGAAGAAAAAAUAAUAUUAAUGUCAUCAUUAAUUUCUUAUUACAAUAACUUAGAAGAAUACGAAAAUACUUUGAAAUUAAUAAAUUAUUUAUCAAAAUCAAUAACAAACGAAAAAGAUAUUAAUUUGACUACUUUCACAUCAUUGAUAAACAUGAUAAACAAUUUGAUACCAAGUCCCUUAGAUGAUAAUGAAAUAAUAUCAAAUAUAAUUUUAAUAUUAAGAAAAUGGUUAUUAAAAUUUGAUAAUCAACAAAAUUCAAUAAUAAAUAAGUAUAAUUUAAUAUCAAAUUUGAUUGAAUUUUUAAUUAUAAAAACUAAAAAAAUUAAUGGUAUAAAUGAUGAUAAUGAUGAUGAAAUUGAACUUUAUGAUUGUGAUAAAAUGAAUGAUGAUGGAUGUUAUGUUAUGAACUAA
Messenger RNA from Lodderomyces jiufengensis, 2811 nucleotides. RefSeq names its product Cph2p (gene CPH2). The transcript has a single exon. Bases 1 to 2811 code for a protein of 936 amino acids. Lineage: Eukaryota; Fungi; Ascomycota; Pichiomycetes; Serinales; Debaryomycetaceae. Gene Ontology annotation, molecular function: protein dimerization activity. The record is from RefSeq and is a predicted model, not a curated record.